UUAAAUGCAAAGUACCCAAACUGCUAAAGUGUAGACAUUUCAUGUUAAAACAGUGACAACAGACAACAGCUUCGAAACAGUGCUUCGAAAUAUCAUAAACGGUGUUUCCACAUCUAAUUUAAAAGGCGAAAAACCGGUAUAUCGAUACUUGGAAAAUUCUCAUCCGAACAUUCUUAAGCGAUAGUUUUUUCACAGAUUAAAUUGUAUGACAGGGCCUUAGCUUAAAAGUUCCUUUUUCGUUAUUUUAGGUAUCCCAAUGUGGUAUUCCUCAGCGUGGAAAAACAGGAACAACUCGGUUACAGAACUACGGAGUUCCUGCCUUAUAAGAGCUAUUCUCGCAAAACAAUCGGCUACCUUUACGCUAUCGAACAUGGCGCAAAAAUAAUUUACGAGACGGACGACGACAACUACCCAUACAACGGCAACAUUGGCUUCAGGCCGGAGGGGACCGGCACGUUUUUGGUAUACUCCAGUAAUCACGCGGUUAUAAACCCAUACGAGCACUUUGGUCAAUCGAGUAUAUGGCCACGGGGGUACCCUCUGGAGAACAUAGGCGACCCCGCACAACACACGUUUGUAAACUGUGGCGAGGUUAGGCCACUGAUACAACAAGGCGUUGUCAAUGGAGACCCGGAUGUAGACGCAGUGUUUCGAUUGACUCGUAAGGAUGCUGGAGUUAAACUUGAUGUCGAAUUCGAUUCAAACGCCCCUCCGGUUUUGUUACCUCCGGGAAGUUAUGCCCCUUUUAAUUCGCAGAAUACUUUGUUCCUAUAUGACGCGUUUUGGGGCCUGAUGAUGCCGCCCGGUCCCGCAAUGCGAGUCACGGAUAUUUGGCGGGCUUAUUACGAUAUACGCCUUUUGCAAGAAAUUGACGGUUAUCUGGCGUUUUUCGGCCCGAAUGCGUACCAAGAAAGAAACUCUCAUAGUUACCUUGACGAUUUUAUCGACGAAAAAGCAUUAUAUCAUGACGCAAGGCGAUUUAUCGAUUUCCUCAGAAACUGGAAGCCGACAAAAUCGGACUUUUUUAAUCGUAUUAUGGAGUUGACAGUGGCUUGCGUAGAGGAAGAAUUCUUGAAGCCAAUUGAUGCGAUCGUUAUGAAGGCAUGGUUGUCUGAUCUCGUCAGUAUGGGUUAUAAAAUACCCCAAAUGAGCACACCAAAAGUUCCAUGUAAAAAGGUGUUGGAACCUGCGAAAGUUCUAAAGUUUGAAGAAAAACCAUCGUCUUAUAAUCACUUGGGGAAAACACUCAAAAAUAUUUUUUAACUUAGUAAUAUUGACAUUUUAGGAACUAAAGUUUUGCACUAGGUAUGUUAGCAUUUGAAAUAGGUAUGUUAGCAUUUAGAAAAUAAAACCAUAGGCGUAGGAGAUGCGGUCAGUAUUUAGUUGGGCAGACCAUGCAUGGUCUAUCGAAGAGAAGAUGGCAAUGAAACUUAUUGGAAUAAUAUCAUAGCUACAAUCUUGGACGUAACUGGUUGAGACUAUUUUCCCCCUAUAGAAAAUUCGCGUAUUUUUAUGAUAAACUCCAUGUUGAAUCAUGUUGCCAUUCUUAAACCCCCGCUCCCCCAACUCAAUGUUGAGCUUGUAUCAUGGUAUAUUACCAAAAGUUGUUUCGGCGUUGUUCACAACAUUGAACUGGGGGGGGAGGGGGAGACAAAGUUUGUUUUGUCAAUGUUCAAUAACUUUGUAAUAUUAGCUGAAAUGGUCUCAAGGGUUUUGUCCAAGAUUGUAGCUCGAAAUCCUUUUUUGUGAGGGACGAUUAAUGACCAAUUUACCUCGUUGCUAAAACAGGAGGGACGAUUAGAAAGUACUCAUCCCACCAGUUAUUUUAAUAGAUGGUUUGGAGACUCGAUGAAAGUACAAUAUAACUCAUUAACUAUGUUAUUGUCCAGCUUUAUGCAAGAAUUUGGUCCUAUCUCGUCACGUGUGUAUUGUAUUUUCGCUCAAAUAACCAAUAACAAGUUUGUGAUUGAGUUAUCCAUCCUUAAAAAACUCAAUAAUUCAGGAGGAAAACACAAUCAUAAACUUUAGCUUUGAUUUUUUCUUUUUUCUCUUUGAUUUUCAUGCGUAGUCGUGUUUUAUCAGAUAUAAAACGCUCGGCUGCGCCUCGCGUUUUAUAUCUGAUAAAACACUCCUACGCGUACUUUAAAUAGUACGUAACUUGAACAAAUGCUCAUUUUAAACAUUGCUAUUGGCUGUGCGGGAAAACAUACACGUAACGAGAUAGGUCCAAAUUUUUGCAUAAACCGAAACCAACAUAGUUGCAUGCGCAGACGUUUUUCCGCGGUGUUGGUUGGCAGUAUGUUGGUCUGCCCAACAGGUGAGAAAAUUGACUGAGCAUGCGCGUAAACUGCUGGGGUUUUCAGCGGAAGAAGAUGCGUGCUUCCACUUUGUUGAUUUAAAAAACAUAAACAACAUGAACGAAGCCUUCGAAAGACAAUUUUGCAGCUGCUGUUUAGGACUACAAAUCACCACAAAAAUUGAAUUCACUAACAAAAAAUGUUGCAGUAUGUAAUUAUUUAUAGUUUAAAUGUCGAUGUCGUGAAUCUAAAGUGGAAGUUUAUUUAUUUAGGACGACGUCCUAGUCCCAGUCCUCUGCUUAGCCCUGACAUCCUAGCUGACGUCGACCUCGUAGAUCUUAAGCUAUCUAAUGACUGUUCCUUAUUAUCGUGUUUAAAUAAAUGCUUUUAUUAUUAUAUGCACAUUAUAAACGAUAAAAAUGAUUAGGACAAAUAAAAUAAAAACG
Messenger RNA from Paramuricea clavata, 2743 nucleotides. Lineage: Eukaryota; Metazoa; Cnidaria; Anthozoa; Malacalcyonacea; Plexauridae. The record is from the annotation of a GenBank genome assembly.